Molecule: messenger RNA, 1341 nt
Organism: Thlaspi arvense
Lineage: Eukaryota; Viridiplantae; Streptophyta; Magnoliopsida; Brassicales; Brassicaceae
Source: the annotation of a GenBank genome assembly
AUGGCGGUCGCAACUUCAAGUUUGCCAUGGCAAGCGACUCUUCAGCAUUAUAAUAAUAGGCUUUCUCUCAAAGAUUAUCCGUUUCCGUGUCACUCUAAUCCUAUUUGCAAUAAUUCUAAUUUCAAAAGACGUAUUGUUUCUUCUUCUUCCAAAUUCAACGACCAUGUCGUCACUACCAAUUCUCCCUCCUCCAAGCUUCAAGGCCAUUUCUCAAUCUCUGGUUGUGGAUGCUCGUGGAUUCAGGACAAUUCAAUGGUUAAAGAUUCAGCUGCAAGCAAUGGGAGGUGGAAGAAGUGGUCGGCGUUACCGGCAAAAACAGUGGAUGUGUCUUCGGUGUCAGAUCUUUUUGAAUUCAUAUGCUCGGGUCCUCUCGUAGACAAGAUUGGUAUCACUCCUGAAAGAGUUGGCCAGGCCAUUGACAAGUGGUUACUCUAUGGCUCACAACUCUGCAGACUCUUUCAGCUUAAUGAGCUUAUGCUCACGCUUCCUCAGAGAGCUAGGCUUUACCAUUACUAUAUCCCCGUCUUUGUUUGGUGCGAAGAUCAGAUUGCUCUCCAUAACUCCAAAUUUCAAGAUGGAGAUGAUGUGCCUCCAUUAGUGAUUGGGUUUAGCGCACCACAAGGAUGUGGCAAGACUACACUUGUGUUUGCACUUGAUUAUCUUUUCAAAACUACAAAAAGGAAGUCGGCGACAGUAUCCAUAGACGAUUUUUACUUGACUGCACAAGGGCAGUCUAAAUUGAGAGAAGAUAAUCCAGGAAAUGCACUUCUAGAGUAUCGUGGAAAUGCAGGAAGCCAUGAUCUUCCCUUCUCUGUCGAAACACUAGAUGCCCUGACUAAACUGACCAAGGACGGCAUGAAGAUGAAAGUUCCUCGGUACGAUAAGUCUGCUUAUAGCGGGAGGGGUGACAGAGCCGAGGCAACAACAUGGCCUGAAGUCGAAGGACCUCUAAAGGUUAUUCUCUUUGAGGGAUGGAUGCUUGGUUUUAAGCCUGUUCCAGCUGAAGUCGUUAAAGCAGUGGACCCGCAGCUGGAGAUUGUGAACAAGAACCUUGAAGCGUAUUACGAGGCAUGGGACAAGUACAUCGACGCAUGGGUGGUCAUCAAAAUCAAGGACCCAAGUUAUGUAUACCGGUGGCGUCUUCAGGCGGAAAUCGCCAUGAGGCAGGCUGGUAAAGCCGGGAUGUCAGAUGAUGAGGUGAACGACUUUGUGUCGCGGUAUUUGCCGGCAUAUAAGGCCUAUCUUCCGACCCUUUACGCGGAAGGACCAAGCGGGUCGGACCCAGACCGUGUCCUUGCCAUUGAUAUCGACGAAGAAAGGAACCCGAUACUCGCAAACUAG